Messenger RNA from Syngnathus typhle (broad-nosed pipefish), 868 nucleotides. RefSeq names its product ADP-ribosylation factor-like protein 3. Gene Ontology annotation, molecular function: GTPase activity; GTP binding. The transcript is spliced from 6 exons. NCBI's taxonomy places the organism in Eukaryota, Metazoa, Chordata, Actinopteri, Syngnathiformes, Syngnathidae. Gene Ontology annotation, biological process: cilium assembly. The record is from RefSeq and is a predicted model, not a curated record. Bases 1 to 642 code for a protein of 213 amino acids. Gene Ontology annotation, cellular component: microtubule cytoskeleton; cytoplasm.
AUGCACGGCACACCCGCAGAGCCUUUCAGUGUAAAGAACUGCAAAGUAGAAGUGGGUGUGCACACUUAUGCACCUUUGGGUUUUUUUUUUCGGAAGGGCCUGCUGUCCGUCCUGCGGAGAUUGAAGCAACCUCAAGACCAGGAGGUGCGCUUGCUUCUGCUCGGUUUGGACAACGCCGGCAAGACCACGUUGCUCAAACAGCUGGCCGCCGAGGAUAUCAGCCACAUCACGCCAACGCAGGGUUUCAACAUCAAGAGCGUCCAGUCGUCUGGCUUCAAACUGAACGUGUGGGAUAUCGGAGGACAGCGGAAGAUUCGCCCUUACUGGAAGAAUUACUUUGAGAACACGCAUGUGUUGAUCUAUGUGAUUGACUGCUCGGACAAAAAGCGGUUUGAAGAGACCAGUUUGGAGCUGGCCGAGCUGCUCGAGGAGGACGAUCUGGCCGGCGUGCCGCUGCUGGUCUUUGCCAACAAACAAGACCUAAGCACCGCCAUGUCGGCCUUUGAGCUGGCCGAGGGGCUUAACCUCCACACGGUCAGAGAUCGAAUGUGGCAAGUCCAAGCCUGCUCUGCCGUUACCGCCGAGGGACUGCAGGAUGGCAUGAACUGGUUAUGCAGGAACAUAAGGUUCCGGAAGAAAUGAAGAUCUCGUGAACGUGAACAUUAUGCAUAGUGUGUUAUGUUUUGUCAAUCACUAAAGUUGUAGACAUGUGGUGUUAACUAAUAUCCCAUUUGAAAACAAAAUGGCUGAACUGUAUAUAAUGUAAAUAUGACCGUGAACUGAAAAGUGUGUACACAACACAAUAGCAAUGAUGACUGCUGGCAGUGAAAGAAAAAAAUAAAUAAUUUGUGUUGUGUAAUAAUCCAAA